Syngnathus typhle (broad-nosed pipefish) is the source of this 3047-nucleotide messenger RNA. RefSeq names its product immunoglobulin superfamily containing leucine-rich repeat protein 2-like. The coding region runs from base 139 to 2172 and encodes 677 amino acids. The record is from RefSeq and is a predicted model, not a curated record. Gene Ontology annotation, molecular function: protein binding. The transcript has 2 exons. Lineage: Eukaryota; Metazoa; Chordata; Actinopteri; Syngnathiformes; Syngnathidae.
GGGGGGUCGAACUGCCGGCAGAAAACAGCAAGACGUGAUUUCGUCGUCAGCCUUCCAACUUGGAAUAUUCAGGUGUUGUCUGGACUGGAAAAAAACGUCUGCAGAUUUCGUCUGGACAAACGAAGGCAGGAGCUGAAAAUGGCUGUCCUGCUCUUAACGUUAGUGAUUUCCACACUCUUCGCUGCCUCGCUUGGAUGUCCGACGGUUUGCGCAUGCUCAAUCAAAUAUGGGGAUUUGUUUGCCCAAUGCGCCAACAAAGACUUGAUCGAAAUCCCAACAAGCUUGCCUCCUACUGUCAACGUUGUUAGUUUCUCAGCAAACAAGAUCCGUUUGGUACCUCACGGCAUUUUCCACAAUGUCACCCAGAUGAUGUCGCUAUGGAUGGGCCACAAUGAAAUUAUCUCCAUCGAGCCAGGAAGCCUCACGCCCAUGGUUCUUCUCCGUAACUUGGACAUCAGCCAUAAUAAAAUCAUCAGUUUCCCAUGGAGGGAUCUGCAGGAUCUCACUGGCUUGCAGUUACUUAAGCUGAACCACAACGAGUUGGUCAGUCUGCCCAGAGAUGCCUUCAUUCAUCUCCAGAACUUGAAAUCUCUUCGUCUUAACAAUAACAAGUUCUUAACUGUAGCUGAGGGGACAUUUGAUUCUCUGAUGUCCUUGUCCCAUUUACAGAUCUUCAACAAUCCUUUUGCAUGCACUUGUUCCAUCACUUGGUUAAGAGAUUGGCUCUCAACAACGACCAUCUCCAUCACUGAGCAGAAUUUGAUCACUUGUGCCACUCCAAUCACACUUCAAGGAGAAACAAUAAUAAACGUGCCUGAUAUAAAAUGCCCUCAACCAAAAGUCACAAUACGGACCGAACCAAAUAUCGACGACACGACUUUGUACGAGGGCGAUACUUUGGUCUUACAUUGCGAGUAUGACGGCAAUCCAAAACCAUUGGUCACGUGGCGUCGACGCGGUCAAGCGCAAGAACUGGACCUGACUUCUACAGAGGAUCAAUCAAGUGAAAGGUCCUCAUUGCCAAAUCAUUCGGUGCGGAUCUUUAAUAACGGAACCCUCAUCAUCUCACACCUCAGCGCAGCGGCUGGAGGCAACUACAGCUGCUCCGCCUCCAAUGAAUUUGGCACCGCAGUAGAUUCCCUUUCCGUCAAAGUGGUACCUUCAUCAGAAGAAACAUCUGCACAGGACGAGAUCACGCCUGGUCUUGACAAUGCAACACAACAACCGAUGCAGUCCGUGACUGAAAUAUCUCAUUUCGAUUCUGUCUCCAACCCGGAUUUGCCUACCACGGAAGCCAAACCUCAAUCUUUUAAAACGCUAACCGGUGCAUCUAAAUGUGGACUGAACGCCAAAAAAUUGCACAUCUCCAGUCAUUCCUUGAACGCCAGCGUGCAUGACACAAAUCAUUACAUGUUUGACUUUGGCGUCAUCGCACUUUGGGUGUCAGAAACCGAGGCGACCAUACGACUGAACCCGCUUCUUAUCCCUAGACGGGCAAACCGAAGCGUCGUCUUUGUGGCAGCUUCGGAAAGUCACCGGAACGGCACGGGAAAUCCCGAUGAAAGAAUCGCUUCGCCGGGACUCCAUUUGUGUGUCACCGCCAACCACAAACACUCACCUGUUCUGUGGUCGCCGGUUAAAGAAGGUCUGGGAACUUACCUCCUCAGCGAUUUGCGGCCUGGCACCAACUACUCCCUCUGUUUGACCUACAAGGGGGAAGACUGUGAGGUCCAAGUCCUCUUUGCCACCAAAAAGAAAGUCCCCAAUCUGAUCAUCAUCAUCUCAGUCAGCAUCUGCCUUCUGACUGUGUCCACGGUUCCUCUUCUAGGAGCCAUGUGCUUCCACUUGGUGCAUAAGUACCGCAGUAAAACCUACAAGUUGAUCCUAAAAGCCAGAGACCAGUACCAAAUGGAGAGGAGCCGGGCCACCAACAUCAACAUCCCACCACUGACUGAAUCUCCGAAGAAUAUGAACGCCGAGCGACUGGAUGAGGACGACGGGUCCACAGAGAGUCUGGACGGAGAGAAGGAGGCGGAUACGGAAGACAGCAUCAUGACCGAGACUGGCACUUUGUCUCAGUCGAGAGGGAAUUUGGACGAAUGCGAGGUCGGAUCGGACUUCAGCGACAGGCUCCCUUUGGGGGCCGAAGCUGUCAAUAUCGCAAGCGACUAGAAAUACUCGCAACAAGUGCACUUGGUCAAAUACUAUGCUGCUUUUGUUUCACUUUGUGCCAGUGAUGUCAGCGAUGUUAGUCUUAUGUGAAUGUGCUCCAGUCUCAAGUGAGGGACCAAGACAUUCGUCAAUUUACCAAGCGAGCAACUAGCUAACUAACUCACUCACUCACUCACUCGUUAGACAAUCGGCAAUAAUCGUAGGGUAGAUGAUGAGAUAAGAGACACCUGAUUAAAAAAAAAAAAAUUGGUGUAUUAUAAUAGCAGUUGUCAUUGCUAACUUGCUAAGAGACAUCAUUCUUUGGGUAGCAAUAAAGAUUGGAAAUUGCAAACAUGUAGCAAAUAAUUAGCUAGCAGGAAAAAAGACAAUGUACUAUACGUGCUGUGGCGGAGCUACCAAAUAUUUUCCUUAGGGGGGGCAAGGGGUCGGGUAUUAUAUUCAGUGAUUUCAUCGCAUAACACUUCUCCAAUCAGUUCUGUGUUUUGACAAUGUCUUCAAACUUAAUUUUUUGCUGACAUCCACAUUUUUUCUGUUUUGUUUUUGAUAGAAUGUGUCGUCAAAUACAAAAACAUACUGCGAUUUUUUUUUAUGAACAUAGCUGUAAAACCAACCCCUUCUUGAAUCCAUUUUUUUUUCUUACUGCCUCUUUUCUAUUGUGCAUUCUGGCAUUUAAAACAGCAGUUGUGUUUCGACGCAAGUUCUUUCACUAUCUCGUUGAACAUUGAUUGCUUUUGAGACACGUGUUAGCUUUAUCGUCAAUAACCAAGAUUCCAUCUGCUGCUUACAUACUGUGCCGGCCCAACUUAGCGACAAGCUUGCAGAUGUGGUUUUGUACUUUGAACUACUUUGUUUUAACAUGGCGUGUUUUUCCAAAA